AUGGAGGAAACUUCGGCUGCUGCCUCUCAGCAAUCGGCACGAACUAUCGGCAACAAUCAGUAUGUUGCUGAAAAGAGUGACUCUGAGCAGGAGCAGCUUGAGCAAGUCGAUCUGGAGAACAACAUUUCGGUUAGAAUCAAGAACCCACUCACUGGCCUGAGCCAGGAAGAAGUGAUUCGCGAUGUGGAAGCAUUCGCCCAGGAAUAUCAGGUCACAGAUAUCCUUCCCGAGCUGAAGAAGGGUGCCCUCGUCGCCCGGGACCCAACUAGCUUCGAAUCCGUCCCCGGGAUCACUGAGGAUGAGUGCCUCACCUUGAAGAAUGAAGCCCUCUUCAAGUGGCGUCAGCCCAAGGCUCUUUACUUCACCAUCAUUCUUUGCUCCAUCGGUGCGGCGGUCCAGGGCUGGGACCAGACUGGUUCCAACGGUGCCAAUCUUUCUUUCCCUGAGGCUUUUGGUAUUCCUGAGAGUAAGAGUCAGAAGAACCAGUGGCUGGUUGGCCUUAUCAAUGCUGCGCCGUACAUUGCUAGUGCUCUAUUUGGAUGCUGGAUGUCCGAUCCUUGCAAUCGGCUUCUUGGGCGACGUGCAACAAUCUUCAUCUCUGCUAUCUUCUGCGUUCUGUCUCCCAUUGGAUCUGGAUUUACCCAGAAUUGGCGUCAGCUAUUCGUCACUCGUCUUCUGCUCGGAAUUGGAAUGGGUCUCAAGGCAUCUACCGUUCCUAUCUUUUGCGCUGAGAAUUCGCCUGCAGUUAUCCGCGGUGCUCUUGUUAUGUGUUGGCAGAUGUGGACAGCUUUUGGAAUCUUCCUUGGUUUCUGUGCCAACUUAGCGGUUAAGGACACUGGCCCUAUCGCCUGGCGCCUUCAGCUUGGCUCUGCCUUUAUUCCUGCUGUUCCCCUCGUUUUUGGUGUCUUCUUCUGUCCGGAGUCUCCUCGUUGGCAUAUUCGACGUGGGGAAAUGGACAAGGCUUAUCGAUCACUUUGUCGACUUCGCAAUACUCCACUUCAGGCCGCCCGUGACCUUUACUACAUGUAUGCUCAAAUUAAGAUUGAGCAGAUGAUUAUUGGAGAUAGCAACUAUAUUACUCGAUUUGUGGAGUUGUUCACCAUUCCUCGAGUUCGUCGUGCCACUCUUGCGUCCUUCACGGUCAUGAUUGCUCAGCAGAUGUGUGGAAUCAACAUCAUUGCAUUCUACAGUUCGACAGUUUUCAGCCAAGCUGGCGCUUCCAAAACUGGAGCAUUGUUAGCUUCUUGGGGAUUUGGUUUGAUGAACUUUAUUUUCGCUAUCCCAGCUCUUUGGACUAUUGAUAGCUGGGGCCGCAGAGCAUUGCUUCUGUUCACAUUCCCAAAUAUGGCUUGGACGCUACUCGCCGCAGGCUUCUGCUUCUACAUUCCUGGAACUGGCCCGGCUCAUCAGGGUCUUAUCGCCCUCUUCAUUUUCCUCUUCGCCGGUUUCUACUCCCCUGGCGAGGGACCUGUGCCAUUCACUUAUUCUGCCGAGGUCUUUCCUCUCUCUCAUCGUGAGGUUGGAAUGUCCUGGGCUGUGGCAACUUGCCUAGGAUGGGCUGCUGUUCUCUCGAUCACCUUUCCGCGCAUGUUGUGGGCUAUGACUCCCACCGGAGCCUUCGGAUUCUAUGCUGCCCUCAAUGUGACUGCGUUGAUUAUGAUCUUCCUUUGGGUCCCCGAGACCAAGCAGCGAACACUUGAAGAACUGGACUACAUUUUCGUGGUUCCAACUGGCGUUCAUAUGCGCUACCAGGUCUUCAAAGUUCUUCCCUGGUGCAUCAAGCGCUACAUCUUCCGACGAAACGUGCAAUUGGAGCCCCUGUACCAGCUUGAGGACGUGCGAGUGACAAACGUUGAUCAGGUGGCAGCUUAA
Penicillium malachiteum is the source of this 1872-nucleotide messenger RNA. Its product is annotated as sugar porter family MFS transporter. NCBI's taxonomy places the organism in Eukaryota, Fungi, Ascomycota, Eurotiomycetes, Eurotiales, Aspergillaceae. The transcript has 6 exons. The coding region runs from base 1 to 1872 and encodes 623 amino acids. Gene Ontology annotation, biological process: transmembrane transport. Gene Ontology annotation, molecular function: myo-inositol:proton symporter activity. Gene Ontology annotation, cellular component: membrane. The record is from RefSeq and is a predicted model, not a curated record.